AGAAAGAGAGAGAGAGAGCACAAUACAGCAACCUAUAGCCAAAAGAGUCAAAGAAAAAUGAACUACGCUCUAUUUUGCAUUCUUUUCAUAAUAGCAUGUACCCACGCUCAUGACAAAGUUGUCCUUAGUUCACUGGUUGGUCGCUGGACUUUUGAGAAAGGACAAGAACUUAAGGAUCUCAUAGGAAACUUUGGAGACAUUGUGCUAAAAGGAGCAGUAAUACAAAAUGGGAACCUAGAUGUAAGUGCAGGUAAAUGGGCCAUUUCUCCUUCAUACACGGGACCAUCAAUAUCAGAGAAGACACUGGUAUCAUGGGUAUUGAUACAGAACCCAAAUGUACAGUCCGGAUCAGCACUGACUAUUGAUAAGCUUUCCACUGAUGAAUUUGAUGCUAUUGUGUAUGGAGAAUUUCAAACUCAUCGAUGGGCGUCUGGAAGUAGUAACGGCAAACGUACAGAGCGGAAUCCUACUCCAGGGUAUCACGAAACAAAUACUAAAGUUUACAACCAGAUUGCCAUUACAUAUAGAAACAAUAAUGGUAAAGCACACGUGAGGCUUUACCACGAUGGAGUCAAGUUUGGAGAGUACACCAAAGGACCAUUAGGAGUUUGGCCAAGAGGAGAUGCAGAAAUAUUCUGGGGAUUACGUCAUGGCAAUACAAGAGGUGGACCAGGAAACUUGGAUAUGCUGAUUGAAGAGUCUCGUAUAUAUGCUAGUGUACUGACACCUGAAGAACUGAAGAGUCUGAGGCCACUGUGCUAAGAGCUAAAGGAACAAUGACAGUGUAGUGUAGUCCAUAUGCAUACAUGUAGUGACCUUAGAACACAUUGUAGUUUCUUUUGUUUGGAGUUUUUUAAAAUAAAACAUUAAACCUUCAGUGGUCCACAUAAUA
Messenger RNA from Amphimedon queenslandica, 892 nucleotides. RefSeq lists its product as uncharacterized. The transcript has 2 exons. The record is from RefSeq and is a predicted model, not a curated record. NCBI's taxonomy places the organism in Eukaryota, Metazoa, Porifera, Demospongiae, Haplosclerida, Niphatidae. Bases 58 to 762 code for a protein of 234 amino acids.